Messenger RNA from Stereum hirsutum FP-91666 SS1, 1454 nucleotides. RefSeq lists its product as uncharacterized. Gene Ontology annotation, cellular component: nucleus. The record is from RefSeq and is a predicted model, not a curated record. The transcript has 5 exons. NCBI's taxonomy places the organism in Eukaryota, Fungi, Basidiomycota, Agaricomycetes, Russulales, Stereaceae. The coding region runs from base 21 to 1304 and encodes 427 amino acids. Gene Ontology annotation, molecular function: metal ion binding.
CUUGUUCAGCUACGUCCACCAUGGCCUCCGCCGCUGAAGCCGCCCUCAAGCUCGAAAUCGCCCGCCUCAAAGGUGCCAUCAAUCGACACAAAUCCGGAGAAGCCCCAGCGAAGUCCGUCUCACAGUCGGUUCCUCGCUCCAAUAGCUAUGCGAGCAACAACAAGUAUGCGAAACCUGUUUCGAAUAAAUGGGUCAGACCUGGGUCUGUGCCCAGCACCAGCGCUGCCCCACCCAGACCUCCGCCAGUACGUCCCUCUGUAGGUUCGUCUCAGACCCCUCGCGAUGUUGUCAUCGACGGCGUCGCCUUUGAGAGUUCGAGUCGCUCUCUCGUUCGUAAAGACCUUCCGAAGCCAAAACCUGUGUCCGCGACUACCAGCAGACCUCCUAGACCUGCGAAGCCUCCUUUCAGCUCGGAAUAUGCUAGGAACAAGGCUGGCACUCUUGUUAAAAGUACCAGGACCUACAAGCCCAAAGGACCACCGCCUUCACGUCGUGUUAACCGUAACAUGACGCUGAAUAAUAAUCGUCGGCCUUAUCAGUCGCGCCGUGCCUCCAGGAAAUAUGUCGACAAGCCGUGCGCUCGGUUUACCACGACAGGUAGUUGCAACCGUGGUCUCACCUGUCCUUAUCAACACGACGAGAGCAAGAUCGCCAUAUGCUGGCCUUUCCUUCAAGGCACAUGCCCACACUCUGCAGACAACUGUCCCCUCUCACAUAACCCCACACCAGAGAAUACACCACUCUGCGUCCACUUCGCCAACAACGGACGGUGCAACCGCGAUAACUGUCCCUUUCCUCACAUCCGCGUGGGCCCUAGGACAGGAGUAUGUCGAGACUUUGCCGUGCUUGGCUUCUGCGGCAAGGGAGUCGAUUGCGAGCAUCAACAUGUCAGGGAAUGUCCAGAUUUCGCGGAGAAGGGAGAGUGUACCACUAAGGGGUGCAAACUUCCGCAUGUCAUUCGAGCGAAUCGUAAACGGCAAGCGGGCGGUGGCACUGGCGCUGGACCUUCCAACAUGUCCAACGGCAUUUCGGCUUCGUCGUCCACAGCGACGAAGGAAACUGCCGAUCCGGUUUCUUUUGCGGGUGUUCUCCCUUCGGCUUCGACAACGACAGCGGAGAACGCUCAAUUAGGUGAUGAGUUUAUCUCUCUUACCUUUCACGAGAGUAGCGAGAGCGAGGGCGAAGAUGAAGAUGAGGAAGACGAGAGUGAGGAGGGGGGCGAUGAGGAAGACGCAGAAGGAGAAGAUGAUAAAGAGGGUAACCACCCCACAUCCGACGAGGACGAUAUCGAAAUUGUGUAUUGAGUGAAUGUAGUUUUCGUCUUGUAUUGGUCUCGCCUAUGGCAUCGGACGUAGCAUCCUUUAUCUUUUAAUACAUGGCGCAAGCCUCUUUCGAACAGGAGCAAAUCGCUACGGUACCAGCCGCAAAUUAUCACGAACGAAGUAAACUAUGUA